Molecule: messenger RNA, 1454 nt
Organism: Motacilla alba alba
Lineage: Eukaryota; Metazoa; Chordata; Aves; Passeriformes; Motacillidae
Gene: TIMM21
Product: translocase of inner mitochondrial membrane 21
Exons: 6
Coding region: 162-887 (241 amino acids)
Biological process (GO): protein import into mitochondrial matrix
Cellular component (GO): TIM23 mitochondrial import inner membrane translocase complex
Source: RefSeq, a predicted model, not a curated record
GCAGCGGCCGGCAGCGGUAAAGGUUCAGGUGGGCUCCUGAGCUGGAGCAGCGGCCGCCCGGCACUUCCCGGAGGGCUCCCCGGGGGAGCCGUGGCGAGCGGCACCAACUCUCCGUUCGGCUCGCCUGCCCCGGCCGUGGCCCUGUGAGGGCGGCGGGAGCCAUGGCCGGCGUGCUGCCCCGGACACUGCCCGCCUCCCUCGGGCGGGGCUGCCUGGGCCGCUGGCUGCUCGCCGCUCGCGGGUGGGCGCUCCUGGGGGCCGGCACCGGCUCCGGCUCCUGCUCCUCCUGCCUGAGGUGGCGGCGCCAGCCCCCGCUGCUGCUCGGGGCCGCCCGUCAGAGCUUCGGGACGCAGGCGGGAGGGCUGAAAGCUGCAAAACCUGGCGGUAAUAGCAAAGAUGUGUCCGUGCAAAGGGCGCUGAACGAGGAAACGCUGGUGUCGGCGGCUCAGAAAGUGAAAGAAGCUGGAAGAGACUUUACCUAUUUUAUUGUGGUGCUUGUUGGAAUUGGUGUUACAGGUGGUUUGUUCUAUGUGAUUUUUAAAGAGCUAUUCUCUUCUUCUAGUCCAAAUAAGAUCUAUGGAGAUGCCUUGGAGAAAUGCAGAUCUCACCCCGAGAUAAUUGGUGUUUUUGGUGACUCUAUCAAAGGUUAUGGAGAGGCAACAAGAAGAGGAAGACGACAGCAUGUCAGUCACAUUGAAUACGUAAAGGACGGACUGAAACAUAUGCGUUUGAAGUUCUAUAUUGAGGGCACUGAAUCAGGGAAACAGGGAACCGUCCAUGUGGAAGUCAAAGAGAAUCUUGAAACAGGAAGAUUCGAGGUUCGCUACAUAUUUGUGGAUGUUGACACCUAUCCGAGAAGAACCAUUGUCAUAGAGGACAACAGAUAGCCAAUGAUCAAAGCUGCUGCCUUAUCUCACAUUGGGAAAUGUUGUUGUAGCCAGCCUACAUAUGGAUUGUGUGGUGUUGCCAAUUGUGUCUCACAGCUUCAGGGCUGUGUUAAGGGAAAUAGCCUCUCAGGGCCUCCACAAAGGACUUUUGAUAAUAACAGAUAUGUGAUUUAAAGUGAAAUCAAUGAAAUAUAGCCAAACUAUCAUGGUAGAUAUUCUUGCCAUAGGAAAAUAAUGCCUCCUAAUAAACAGUUUAAUGGUGGAUAAUACUUCUGCACACCCAAAACCUGAAUUUUCCAAGGUUUUAGAUUUGUAUGGGGAGUUUUUUUGUCUUCCUUAGCUUGGAUUUCCCACUACCAUUGCAAUAAAGAAAGGGGUAGUUUAACUGUAGACAGAAUUCUGCUGUUUUCAUUUUGGAUACCUUUUUAGGUAAGAAGGUAAAAUUUUUAUAAAAAAGAGAUCUGGGCGUGUAAGGGUAGGAAUGGUGGAGGAACACACCUGUGACAAACAACUGAAGAUAAAGACUUCGGUAUUGGUGUCUUAUAAAUAAAUUACCAGCAAGCAGAA